Messenger RNA from Anopheles maculipalpis, 3475 nucleotides. It is a transcript of the gene IntS2, whose product is annotated as integrator complex subunit 2. The record is from RefSeq and is a predicted model, not a curated record. Gene Ontology annotation, biological process: snRNA 3'-end processing. The transcript has 3 exons. Gene Ontology annotation, cellular component: integrator complex. Bases 29 to 3466 code for a protein of 1145 amino acids. Lineage: Eukaryota; Metazoa; Arthropoda; Insecta; Diptera; Culicidae.
AAAAGCGUCCCUUCGCUAUCGUGCGAAGAUGAAUUUUGCCCCGGUAACAUGCAAGGCGUUUAGCGCCAUGCAAAACCUGGACAUAGCGCAGCUAGCCACCUGCAGCCAGCAGGAAAUACGGCCACUGCUGCCGUGUCUCGUACGUAUGAGCUUGCUGUCGCCCCUGGACAACACCAAGGGAUGGGCCGAAGCCCGGAAGCAAAUUCUUUCCCUGCUGGUUGGAAUCGAGGUGGUGAAUAAUAUUGUGUCGUUGCUGCAAGUCAACUACCAUGAGUUGGAGAUAGAUGUAAAGAAAGAGCAGCAGAUCAGGCAAAAAAUCGGAUACACAACACAGGAUUCGGCACAGUUCCAUAGCCUUCCGAAUGGUAUUGUGAUGGGGUUUGAACGAGCGGACGGUACGAACAAAGUUCGUGUGGUUCUGUCGGAACUGUUCUACCUACAGGCCCAGAUCAACGAGCUGGCAACGCAAGCGUCGCUACAAAAAUCAUCCUCCAACGAGCUUACCAUACGCCCAUCGGAGUUGUUUGACAAUGAAAUCUAUCUGGAAGAAAUAGCCGAUAUCAUCUGCAUCGCGCUGGCUGAGCUUCCUUCGCUGCUGAACCUGCAGGAGGUGGUCGAAACGCUACUGUACGUCCGCAACGGUUCCAAGAUUGUGUGCUGGAUCGUAGCAAACAUGCCGGAUUGCUUUCGGGAGGUAGUAACCGCUCUCAUAACGAACAGCGAUGAAGACACAACGGAUGGUCGUGUGAAGCUGGCGGCGCUAUACGAGCUGAGCGAAAUGAACCCCAGCCAGGCACUGUCGAUGCGCACAAUCUGCGUGGAAACGGUAAAGAUGCCUUCGCUGAUGAUCAAACUGAGUCUGCAGGAUCCACAAAAUCUGGUAGCAUUUGUGUGUGGAUUGCUGCUGGGCAACGAUCAAAACAUUCGCUCCAGCUUCGCCUUGUACAUCCGCACGAGUCAAAAGCGUAAAGGGGACGUGUUGCAUCAACUGCGGGAAGAAUUUUUAAAGCAACUAAUGAACAUCAACAUGCAAUCCGUCAACGGCACAUUGCUGGAAGAGCUCGUAGUGCAGGCUGCUGCCAUCGUACGUCUUUAUUGUGCACUACGUACCAUAUCGGGGAUCAAGUUCUUUGACGAGGAAGUCCAAUUGCUAGUGCAGCUGAUCACUUCGAAACCACCACCGACACCGGCCGGCAUUCGGUUCGUUUCGUUGGGCCUUUGCAUGUUCAUUGCGUGCCCUUCCCUCAUUGCGCAUCAGUCGCACGAGGCAAAGAUGAUAGAAUGGAUACAGUGGCUGAUCAAGGAGGAAGCGUACUUCGAAAGUGUGAACGAAGUUACGGCCUCGUUCGGUGAGAUGCUACUCCUGUUGGCAAUCCAUUUCCAUAGCAACCAGAUGGUACACAUCACCGAGCUGGUUUGCUCAACGCUGGGGAUGAAGUUUUCCCUACGUCCCAACACGAUCACACGCAUCAAGGCGAUCUUUACGCAGGAAAUCUUUACCGAGCAGGUUGUUGCGGCACAUGCGGUCAAGGUACCGGUAACGCUGAAUCUUAACGCAACCAUUCCCGGGUACCUGCCCGUGCACUGCAUUCAUCAGCUGCUGAAAUCGCGUGCCUUCUCCAAGCACAAGGUUCCAAUCAAGAGCUGGAUCUAUCGACAGAUCUGUAAUUCGGUUACACCGAUGCAUCCGGUACUGCCGGCACUGGUGGAAGUGUUCGUUAACUCGAUUAUUCUCCCCAGCCAGAAGGGUUUGCAAGAGCAGCACACGCAUAAGGCGCUUUCCGAGCAAGAAAUAGCGCAGGUGUUCCAGAAUGCAGCCGGUCUGUGGAGCAAGGAACAGCAGAGCAAGAUAAAACCGUCGAAUCAUCCGACCGGUUCCGAUCGGCUGACAAAAGAACAUACGCCAAUGGAGGUGGACGAUUCGUCGGGCCAGCGGCAGCCAAAUCUGACACCUCAGCUGCUACUGCUCUACUAUCUACUGCUGUACGAGGACAUCCGGUUGAGCAGUAUGCCACAAAUCAUUGCCAGCGGUCGGCAGGUGAAGAGUUACACCAACGAGUUUAUGUCGGAACUGCCGAUCAAGUAUUUGCUGCAACAGGCGCAGAAAUCUCAACACGAAUACAGUGCACUGUUUAGUCCACUGUUACGUCUGCUGGUGACACACUUUCCGCACCUUUCGCUCGUGGACGAUUGGAUCGAUGAGGAGUGUAUUGCGGUCAGUGACAGUUCGGCCACUCCGCCCAUCAGCGAGCAGAUGAUCGUGGAAGCGUUCGAAGAGAUCGAUCAGAACCCGGCACGCAUUAUCAAACUGCUACGCAGAAUGUUGCGUAAGUCAGCUACGGAACUAUGGCCCUUGGCACAGACCUUUAUUCGCUAUUUCAAACACACGCUCAAUCCUACGGUACCGCUGCUUUUGCAAGAACUGUACCGACAGGUUUGGAUGCGAUUGAACACAAUUUUCCCACGUCGGCUGUGGGUUAUGUCGAUAAAUGCCUUGAUGCCUGCCGAUAAGGUAACAAAAAAUUUUACCCUUACCCAGGAAAACAUCCUGUUCGAUCCGUUGCAAGUGCUGCGCUGUGAUAAACGUGUGUUUCGCAGCUCCAAUGCUCUUACAAUUGUGUUGCGUAUCUUGCAAGCGAUAUUGGCCGCUUCUCGUAGUCAACUUACGCGCCACAUGCUCGACAAACCGCUGAUCGACAUUGGCAAUCAGGUCAAAACGGAUAACGAUCGUGAGGAGCUCAAGCUGGCAAUGAUCGCUACGCAGGAAAGCGUUGCGGUGCAGAUUAUACUGGAGGCGUGUCUCGAGAACGAAACGGACUCUGCGGAACCGGGCCGUUUGUGGGCGCUCCGGGAGGUUCGGGGUGUCAUAUGCUCCUUUAUCCAUCAGAUGUUUAUAGCGGAACCGUCGCUCGCGAAGUUGGUCCACUUCCAGACGUAUCCACGCGAACUGCUCCCAAUAACGGUGCGCGGCAUCCCGUCUAUGCACAUCUGUUUGGAUUUCAUUCCGGAGCUGAUGAGCAUGGCCGAGAUGGAUAAGCAAAUAUUUGCGAUCGAUCUUGCAUCACACUUGUCGCUGCAGUAUACGCUGCCCAAAUCGUUCAGCAUAGCUAAGCUGUGUGUUAAUACACUUUCGACGCUGCUGGGUGUACUGUCCGGAGAUACACGUAUCGAAAUGUUCCGUGCAGUGUUACCGUGCAUUGUGCGAUUUGCCCAAGCGUUCCCACCAUUGCUAGACGAGUGCAUACAAUAUCUGUUGCAGCUUGGCCGUAUAGUACAGUCGCAAGCUGCCCUUGGCCGUUCCACUUCGCUGCCUUCGUUGUACGUCGGGCAGGACUGCAAGCGCCGUUCGCAGAGUGGACAACUGCAGCACGCCGAAAGCUUGGUUGAUGAGGUGCGGGAAACUUUCGCCAAGCUAUUGGAUGCGGCAGUGCUGAGCCCCAAAAUAUAUUCACACUCGGAGACGUAAGGGAAUCUU